Molecule: messenger RNA, 641 nt
Organism: Cloeon dipterum
Lineage: Eukaryota; Metazoa; Arthropoda; Insecta; Ephemeroptera; Baetidae
Product: ejaculatory bulb-specific protein 3-like
Exons: 2
Coding region: 32-427 (131 amino acids)
Source: RefSeq, a predicted model, not a curated record
CUGCACACUCAUCCUGCGUCGGCCCAUCAAAAUGUACCGGCUCGCUGCUAUUCUCCUCGUGGUCGCUGCCGCCUCAGCCGCGCCGCAGACCAAAACGGCCGACAAGUACACCGAGAAGUUCGACACCGUCGACAUCGACCAGAUUUUGGCCAGCGAGAGGCUCGUCAACAACUACUUCAACUGUCUGAUGGAAAGAGGACCUUGCACUCCUGAAGGAACCGAACUUAGAAGUGUCCUUCCCGACGCACUCGAGUCUGCCUGUUCCAAGUGCAAUGACAAGCAGAAAAACGCCACCGAAAAGGUUUUCCAACACCUGAGCCAGAACAAGCCCAAGUUGUGGAAGGAGCUGACCGACAAGUACGACCCUAGGGGCACUUACCGCUCCAAGUACGAAGCCGAAGCCAACAAGCACGGAGUCAAGGUGUAAAAGAGCUGCCCUCGCGCCUCACCGACUGAUCACUUGACGAUAAUGAGACUGCAAUGUAUUUAACUCCACGAAUAUGGUUGGUUGAUGUAAACUUAAUAAUGCUAUUAUAAGUUAUUGCAAUGACACGACUAAACAAUUGGAUGUUCAAUCUAAAAUGAACGAGCAAUGUAAAAUGUAAAAAAAAUAAACACCUGAUAACAAGAUUUCUAAACGA